AUGCCGCAAAGUCACCGCGGGCGGCGGCCCCCACGCUGCCGGCGAAAUGGCGGCUCGCCGGGACUACGGCUCCCGGCGUGCACCACGCCCGGCGGGCGGCGCGGCCGCCAGCCCGCCUCGCCGCUCCCGGAGUGCACCGCGCCGCGCUCCCCUCAGCUGCGGGCGGGGGGCUCGGCUGCUGCGGGCGGCGGCGGGGCUCGGGCCGCUGGUGUCGCCUCAGCGGAGCCGCAGCCGGGGCGGCGAGGGCGGGCCGGGGCCCCCGGAGGCCGGCCUGCCCGCCGCGGUGCCCCGCGCCUGCACCUGAGGCGCCCGGGGACGCCGCCGGGGCGAGGGCAGUGGCCGAUGUCCCGUGUGGGGAUGAGUUUUGGUGUCACCGGCGGCUGUGGUGGAGGUGGCCCUGAGGAAGAACGGGUUUGGACCCAACAGUGGCAAUAAAAUCCAGUAUCAAAUAUGGAUAUGCCUUUCUUUAGAGGUAAGACUUUCAAAAGAAGAUACAGAAAGAAGAGACAGAAUGGCUUAACAGUGAGGAAGUGAGAGAAGUGGCUACAAGAGAUAUAAAACAGCACUCAUGUUUUCAUACAGCAUCAAAAUCUUUCUGAUGCAUACAAAAGAAACAGAUUCUCAAAUGUUCUGGGGUAUAGAGAGGGUUUCUACAAGCCUCUUCUAACUAACCUCUGUUCAGGUUGCAGUUAAAGGGCCUUUAUACAGGAUGACCACUGAAAAGAAGAAAAAAGAGAGUAUAAAAAACAGUAAGAUCCCUGAACUGAACAUGAGGUGUCCUGUUGCUCAAGGAUAAACAUGCACAUUAAGUGAUCUCCUUUCACAGUACAGUCUGCUUCACGCUGCAAUACUAUUUUCAUGACUAAUGCAAGCUGCAGACAAGCUCGUCUGGCUUUUACAUUGCAGGUCAUGGGAAGCAGAUGUUUAUUUUCUUCCUGAGACUUUUGGUUCCUGCUACAAACACAAAAUAUGCCAGCCAACUCCCAUCUAAUGGCAAAAUGGUGCUGAAAGCAAGUGAUCGAUCCAUCAGUGUAAACUAUUGUUUUUGUCAGGGAAAAUCUAGAGUCCCGAACUAGCCUAAGUAGACACACUGGGAAAUAAAGCUGUGCAGCAACAAAGGAAUCAUAGCCACUCUAUUACUUGGAAUAAGUCACUGCAACACAACAGAUAAAAGUAACAAAUACAGAAGCAAGGAAGAAAGAAGUGGCAUGAAAUGUCAGAGGCUCUCUGUAACCAUAUCUCAGUCUGCAGGACGCCACGUUACUGGCACUUCUGCAGAUGGAUGGACGUGGUCUGACACACACAUUUUCACAUGGUACAAACUUAGGAGUAGGUAGUAUGCAUUCAUCAUAUUUUAUAUGAAAUUAUGUUAUGAUCUAUACAAUGAAAUGAUUGGCUUAAGUAUUCUGCUGCAGUUAUGCCGUUAUUCCUUCUCCAUCUUAACCAGUGAGAAUCAUUUAUGAAUCAUUUUUACUGUUUCAUCCAGAAUAAAGUUGCUUGGUUAUUUUUCUGGAAUAAGGACAUCCAUACAGGUAGUUACACUCAAGUAACUACUUUGAUAAAAGCUGUACUGGUUAAUUUCCCUAAUCAGAGAAGCCUUAAAAUCAGUUUUCUCCUGACAAGUCAAAUCUAUUUCUCCUUCAAGGUCUACACCUGAUAUCAGACACUGGAGUAGAAAUGCUGACUAUCCUCCAGUUUCUUCAAGAAUGGUUCACAUACAGGAUCAAAAAGGAAAAGAGGGCAAGGGGACACUGGAUUUUAUUUAAACAAAAAGCUUUAAUUAUCCUGAAGAAAAAAAAAAAAUCCUUGAAAGACAGGGGAAAAAAAAAAAAAAAAGAAACAAUGCUUUUUGGUUUGGUAAAGCCAAAAAUCCUCCCAGUAUGGAACACCAACUUUAAAGGGAUAGUGCUGUUACACUGAAGCUCAGCAGCAAAAGCAAGAGGAAAGGAUGGCGUCUAGAGAAGACGCACACACAAGAAGAAGGUAAGUGGAAUACAGUAGUUUUUCUGUGUCUUGUAAUUUACAGCUAGGAAUUCUCAUAUUUUUAGUAGCCUUUUAGAAGCACUGUGGCAACAGAAUCACCCAGAUUUAGACUGUUGGCAUUCAGCUUUUCCCACUAUGUCAAUCACUGUUUUAUAUAAACACCUGUUUAUACCUAAACUGGUACUGAAGAAUAAAAUAAACUGUUUCCAAAGUUAAAAGGACACAGUUCCAAAUCUAAGGACAAAUUCUGCUGACUUACUGAAGGGCACAAUGCUCAUCACAGAAGAUCUGCAAGCACCAGUCCUUAAGGCUACAAGAAGAUACAUUCCCCAUACAGUAGCUGUUAAGAAAACUAUGGCUCAAGUAGCAAGAGGUUUUUCCUCAUUCAAGCUGCCUUUCCUAGCCCAUUCUUUACAGAAAAAAAAAAAAAAAAAAAAAAAAAAAACACAGAAAAAAUGCAAAUUAACUACACACUCAUUACUUUAGUAUUUAAGAUCACAGAACAAUCUUACAUUUACAGGACAAUCUUAAAGAGGAAUAAGCAAUCUGAAAACUGGCCAAUGUAAAAAAAAAAAUAAAUACAGAUCCUUAGAAAAAAAGCAAAAAGCCCUUAAACAUUACGUAAGUAUAUUAUAGAAGCUGUGGGUCAGAAAGGGAAAUGCUAUCCAGUGGUUGGAAGGUGCAUUGCAAAAACACUUUCACAUUGAUUGCAUUCAUUUGCAUAACAACAAAUUUAGAAAAGGUAAUUGAUAACAGUAUGUCUGAGAAACAUAAUUUCACUAGAUACAUUUUACAGAGAGAUAGACAUGAUUUACUACAUAUUUAACCUUCUACUCAAGCAGAGUGGGAAAAUUACGUUAGAAAAACGGCCAAGUACAUCAAAAAAGUUAUCCCAUUAGCCCAAAUAGCCAAAUCUUCAAACUGCUUUUUUGUAAUGGAUCUUCUGAUAAUGGACUAAAAACAUAAUUCUAAAUUUCUAUUCAGUAAUUCAGACAUCCCACUCAAAUAGAGAAAAGUAGCAUCUUUGAUUUAUUUUUAAAUGGCAAAAUAAAUCCAGAAGCCUAAAAAAACCCCAUUUGUUCCCACCCUGCUUGCAUUACAAAGCCAUCAGUCAAAGCCACUAUACUGACUUUCUAGGUUACAUCUGUCAGUCACAAUACUGUUCAGAGAACAUAAUGUCCAAAAGCCACCGAAAACAUCCAAACCUUGUAGCUUGUUUGAUGAGUCUAAACUAUUUGAAUGACAAGAUCAGAGUUCAAGAGUGCAGGUAAAAACAGGAUUCUAUGCUGGCAUCAAACGGUAUCCAAAUUUUGUAUCCAAACUAAUAAUCAGUGGAAAAAACAUUUGCUUGUACAGUAGCCAAUACAUUCUUUGGAGCAGUCAAGUAUUUUUCCUAGUGCUUAAAGAUGCACUACUAUAUGAAUACUAAGCCUUAUGGGAGUCAGAGUUACCUUCACAGAAAUGCAGCAGAAGAAACCUUAAGCUAAAAGGACAUUGUCAGGUACGAAAUGGAUCAUACUGAAAUAAAAAUCACCUGCUACUCAUACAAAGCAUUUUUUAUAAAAAGCAUGAUUCUCCCUUCACUCACUCUUAGACUUUACUUUGAGCAUUUGAACAUUGCAAAGUAAUGCUUAUGUCCUGAACAGCAGCAGUUCCUUUUAACUUUUUUAAAAAGCCAUUAAACUAUUUCUGUAGUAUUUUGCAAAUACUGCUCCUUAAGAUAUCUGACAAUACCCCUUUGAAUAUAAGAGAAGUAUGAACAAGCUGCAUCUAGCUCUGAUUUUAAAAGUCAACAUUUACACAGGAUAACCUUUAAAAUCCCCAAUAUUUAUCACUGCCAAAAGUGAAAAUAUUUUUAACAUCUAAAAUCUUAAUCAUUCUGUUUAACGCUAGAUAUGUCAAAAGCAUUAAAUCAUGAUGUUUAACAUCAUAAAUACUGUAUAUCACAACUUGCUUCCAUGAUUUAAUAAGGUCUCAUUUGCAACAAUGUCAAAAUCCCCUGAAAACAAAACAGCUAAACCUCUGGUUUUGACACUUCCAUACCUUAAGAUGGUGUAUAUAUUCAGUAAGCAGAACCUAUUAUUCUCCAUCUUCUGAAAUAAUGAUAUGGAGCUAAGGUGUUGACAGACUCAGAUGUUUUUACCACUAGGCUGUCAAACCCUGGAGUAGGACAAGAUGCCAUGGUCCUGAGCCAAGAAUGUCCAAAAUGCAGCUUCCCUUUGUUACUUCCAUUGGUGGAGUAGCAUUCUUCAUGAACUUGGGGUCUAAUUUUCCUAAGCUGGGCACUGCUGAGGAUACCAGGCAAGAUACUACCGUUUCUUAAAAGUAUGGAAGAAACACUACUGUGAGUCUCUCCUGGGGACGUGCAGAU
This is a messenger RNA of Aquila chrysaetos chrysaetos, 4354 nucleotides long. Its product is annotated as translation initiation factor IF-2-like. NCBI's taxonomy places the organism in Eukaryota, Metazoa, Chordata, Aves, Accipitriformes, Accipitridae. The transcript has 2 exons. Bases 1 to 435 code for a protein of 144 amino acids. The record is from RefSeq and is a predicted model, not a curated record.